Pomacea canaliculata is the source of this 6322-nucleotide messenger RNA. RefSeq names its product TBC1 domain family member 24-like. The record is from RefSeq and is a predicted model, not a curated record. NCBI's taxonomy places the organism in Eukaryota, Metazoa, Mollusca, Gastropoda, Architaenioglossa, Ampullariidae. Bases 302 to 2449 code for a protein of 715 amino acids. The transcript has 10 exons.
AAUGUCAACAACACUCGCGCAGUCUCGCGAGAUGGGCUGUUCACGGGUGAAGGUGUGUGGUGUUUACAAUGUUUUUACACCCUUCGCGUUAUUAAUGGAUAGUUGCAUUCUCAACCAAGGACUGUAUAUUGUUCGCCAUACUUAAAAACAUAAUCAGUGCAGGAUGCCAUGAACUUGUGAUAUGAAUUGAAAAGUGUGGCCACAGUUUGGAUUUUGCCUGUGUCAUAACAUUUGAAAAUGGGUGUGGUCUGUGCAAUAGUUCUCUUUAGCUAGUGCAUCUGGAAACUUUAGAAAUGCUACCAUGCAUCCAAAUAAUGCAGAAUCUGAUGCUCAAACCACAAAAACUAAGUCUAACACCACAAUUGCCUUGAAUUCCAACAAGCAAUCUGUGACAGCAAGUACAGCUAUGGGUGUAGGCAUGGAAGAGAAGUUGUCGGCAGAACAGACUAAGGAAAAACUCAAACCCACUCCAGAGUCCUCGCACACCAGCAUACUUCUGUCAGAUGGAAAUCUCCUUAGUGAUGAAACAGACAUAGAUGGUAUCUCAUUAUCUAUGUUAGAAGAUUUCUCUAGUUCUGACACACCAUGUACUUCUUCAUCUGAAAAAUACUCAGAAAAUGCUACAAAUUCUGAAGAGAGUGCCAAGGCAGAAAAGUCUUCUAUAUCACCCCGGAAGAGCAUGGGUGAAGAAGAAAGUUUUGUGUCCCCUGAAGUCACAGAGGAAGCACACAUUCUUUGUGCAACCAAAGAUGGAGUAACUGAAAAUGUUGCUUUGGGAAACAUACUUGAAAAUCAUGAACAUUCAGAUCUGACAGCUGGUGAGAACAAUCAGUGUGCUUCAGUCUCACCCCCUUUCUCAGUGUUUGUAGACUAUAGUCGUCUCUGUUUAGAAUGCAAAGAUUCUUGGCAGGCUGGAUCAGAUCAGGACUUAAAUCAGCAAAGGGAGCUGCAAUCUCUGCUACCAGUGGCGGAGAGAAAACGCUUGAAAAAACGCCUUCGGCGAGCUUGUUGGCCAGUCAAUGGACAAAUACGGCAGAACAUUUGGAAACUCCUUUGUGAAACUUUCCAUCGGUUCCAGGGAGCCAGUGUUUUCAUAGAACUGGAAAAGGAAAUGUUUGGAGACGAUGAAGAAAAUAUUCCAUUGCCAGAAUGGCUUCAGCAAACCCAUAUCUCUCAAGGGGAUGAACAACCAAGACACUAUCUGACCCCUGAAGGGGCUAGAACUGCACGGAAAAUUCUGGCCGUCAUUUCUCAGCUGUCGCCAGACAUAACAUACAGUCCUGCCUUGCUGCCUCUCAUUAGCCUGUUUCUGCACUAUGUGGACAGUCCUACUUGUUUCAGCUGCAUAUCUACUCUUCUGUCAAGCAAGCGACCGUUAUACCUGACUCAGACGAAGGUUGCAUUUGAAGCAACAAAGUUUGUGCUUCGUGAUUUGACCAAAAAAUAUGCAAAAUCAGCUUAUGUGAAACUUGUGCGAACCAGCAAAAAUAUAGAUGCUGUCUUUGAUAAUUGGUUGUGGUGGAUUUAUAGGGACCUGCCAUUUCCACACCUGGUGAUAGCAACAGAUAGCUACCUGAUGGAAGGAAUCAAAGUUUUGUACAGGCUUGUUCUUGCCAUCCUCAUCCUGUACACAAAACACUCAGCACUACAUGAGAUGAGUGGCAAUACUACAAGCAACAUCAGUAGUUUUUGCCAAAGAAUGCCUGUCACUCCAGCAAGACUUCUAAAGGUUGCAUUUGGAAUACGAGGCCUGUCGCGGCACCGAAUUCAGAAGCUACAGGUAACCCAUGAGAGUGAAGUGACAAACAGAGAUAGUCCUCCACGGCCGAAUGUCCCGCAUGUGGCUUCCUCUGUUUCCAUGGGCGACGCCCAGGCAAUCAAAGUCCACACCAAGAACAUGGGUUUUCAUAAGACGGGUUCAUAUAUUCUCAGUCCAGAUAUGCUGGCAGUGGUGUGGGCAUGGCUUCCUACCCGUUUCUCCAUCAUGCAGCCAGUUCUGCUCUUUACAUCAGCAGAGCAUGGUACCACCCUCCGUACCCUCUACAGCAUGUCAGAAUACAGUCCUUACACUAUCAUUGUCAUUAAGACCACUGCUGAUGAUAUCUUUGGUGCCUUCUGCUCAGGACCCUGGUAUGAGAGACGAUCCAACUCUCGCAAUAUUUGUUACUUUGGGACAGGCGAGACUUUCCUGUUCACCCUUAGUCCAGAACGCAACAAAUAUGAAUGGGUUGGCAUUUUAUCAACAGAUAUCCCCAAGACAGCCAAUAUGUUUCUUGCUGGUGAUAAUUCUUGUCUCACCAUUGGAGGCGGGAAUGGCGAGGCAAUCAGUCUAGAUGAGACUAUGGAGCAUUGCAGAACUGAGACAUGUGACACAUUCAAGAAUCCUCCAUUAGCUUCUACACAGGACUUCACUUGUAAAACUGUAGAGGUGUUUGGUUUCCAGGACUAAUUCUUUUCUGCCUUGAGUAAAUGUGGUCCAAGAGAGAUUGAAAAUUCCUUUGGAGACCCAUUCUUAACAGGUGGAUUGAUCACAACUUUGGUUGGUCCUUGAUGCAGAGCUGCUUCAAGAUGUUUCACCUGUGGUUUUGAUAAUAAGAAGUAACCUCCUUAGUGGUAUUAUAGUGGUGGCAGAUGUCCUUAAGUGACAAACUUGAAUUAUUGCACACAUUCCUUUUCCUAGUUUAAAGAGGCACUAUUCUCAGUAUUUAGUAGUUGGUGACUCAUUUUCUGUUUAUUCUGCUGAUCAACAAUUCUCAUGAAGUCAAGUGCUUAUGAUUCAAUUCAAGACAUGGUAUCAUGUCUCCUUGCAAAUUAUUUUAAGUGAAGUUUGACUUUUUGUGCUGUGAAUAUCUCCCUGGGUCUUUUUUAGGCUGCCGCUAUAAUCAAUAGAAUCUGUGGUUAAUGUAUCAAGCCAGCAGGAAUUUUUGAACUCCUUUAAUAGAUGUCUUUUAUUUUUGAGAGAAAGAAAUGGCUGCUCUGAGGGAAAAAGUGGAAUUUUAACACUUAACCACACCGGUUUGUUCAGUGCAAUUAAAAUAGUGAUGAAAAUGUAAAGUUUUGUGUUUGUCUGUUAUUUACUAAAGACCAACUAUUUUUUCAGCAUUUUUUUCUUUUUGAAAACCUGCAAGGAUUGUAUUGAGUCACACACACACACAUGUGCAUUCAUAUCCAACUUGCAAACAGCCCUGAAUGUCAUGUAUUUCUUUAACAGAGGUCUUUCAUUCGUCAGUCAAAUACUUAGAUUGUUAGCUUUGAAAGUGCAAUGGAUUUUCUACAAAUUUUUUUUCAUAACUGUAGGGUGGAAUGGUGAAGGCAAAGCAGCUAUAUUUCUCCACUUUCCCUGUCGAGUUCUGCCAUUCUAUUGAUAUUUUGAUACCCUACACGAUGGAACUGAAAAUGCCUCAUUAAUGGCUACAUCGCAAGAGUAAAAUUAAAAAUUUUAAUCUUUUUUAAUUGUUACUUUUAUGGUGUGUAACAGUUUACCCAAAACUUUUUUUCUUUUUUUUUUUUUUUAUCACAGACUUUCAUUAAAUGAGUGAAAAUUGCAAAGGUUAUAUAGUCUAAUGUCAUUGUGUCUGAGACUGCUGUCCUUUUCAUAGAUUUGUUUACUGUACUAUCAUUACUCAGGUGAUGUACAUUGUAGUAUGCAUGAUGUAUCACAACAGUUGUGGGAAUCAGAAGAAUGUUGUGACAAAGGAACACUUAUGCAAGAUAGAAAUAAAUGGCGUGGUCUGCAAUAUGCUAUUUUAAGGCUUAUUUAUACUCCCAAACCACUGCUCUUAGUUCUAUUUGAUUUGUUGCUAAUAGAAACUGAUACCUCCUUAACUGUCAACAGAAACUGGCAAUAUGUGUUGUAAAUUAUUUGUUACUUGUGAUAUGCACAUGUGGUAGCAUUUGAAAAUGGCUCUACUUUUUAGGAAUGAACAAGCAGUUUUUUUGUUGUUGUUAUUAUUACAUGCACAAACGGAAGCAACAACGCUGUAUACAACCUCAACACCUGAAAAUGUCUGUCAGCACCCAGCUUCUCUAGACCAAAUGGGCCAGUAGGCCAUCAACAUCACAGAAUUUCAUGUUGUUGUGUAGCAAACAGGAAUGUAUUGAUAUUAUAAAAUGUUCUUAUAUGUGUAGUUUACUAAGUGUGUUUCUGUCUCCCAGAUGAUUUCUGGUCAAAACUAACACUGGAUUGUAUUAUUUGUAAGCUUUUGACAUUAUAUUCUGGGGAUUUGUGCCCAGGAACCUUGUAGCAAUGGUGUGCCUUGCUGCUAUUACACAUUGUUCUGAAUGGAUUCCUUUUGUUGUUUUAAAGGGAAAAAUGUUCCCUUACAAAUUGAUGAAGAUUAUCUAGUCCAAAACUGAAAAUGUAUAUAAUUUGUUUGAUUGGAGAAAUCUAAACCUAUGUUUCAGCAUAGUAAAUGUAUUUCUAUAAAUGCCAGUGCACAUAUAGGAGAGGUCAGAAGUUUGAGAGGUGGUCCGAUGGCCUAACGGUUAAUGCCUGUCACCGAUUAGCUCUCGUCUCGGGCAUGGUGUUCUUUCUCUGCUUGUGGCAUCUGUUUACAAGGCUGGCUGCCUUCGUUGCUGACUUAGUGUAAAACACCAAUUUCACCCCAGCUUCCAGAAGUUUGAAUUCCUUCUACAGGUUUUUUGUAAGAACCUGAAACUUUAUGCAUUGAACCUUAAUAUCUAAUAAAUUUCAUGCAUUUCACACUCAAGAACAAAAAUGAAGAAAUAAAAGAACAAGAGAAGGGGAUAUCCAGCGCUGUUUAAGGAUGUUGUCAUGGUCCAGAAAGGUAUUCCCUCAAACAAAAAGCCUCAAGGCUAAAAGUCUCAUGGCAAUGAAGUGAGGGUUAGAGUUAGACCAUAGGGGAUAUUGGUACCAGUUGCCUCCAGAAAGCUGGUUAUCUUUUAAAAAGUGAUUUAAAGAAAUAUCUUUGCACAGCAUCACCUUUUUAUCGUCCCCAUUUCUGUUCUGGGAGAUGUAAUGCAGAUUUAAUGAAUUAGAUACCAUAGUUUAAGAAAUAAAAAAAAAAAAUCCUCUAAAAAAUUCUGAAAUAAAAUUUUUUGAAUGUCUGGAGCUCCCCUCACACGUGCACAUAUGAAAAUUACACCGGAGAGUGAGCAAGUAUAUAUUUAAACGUUUUUCAUGACUAGGGCUGGAAUUCACAUGAAGCCUUUUCAUGGGAUAUUCAACCCAGGAGGAAUAUAUAUAUAUAGUCAGUGUGAAUAUCAGACCAUCAGCUAUUCUAUCUUUCAAUCUCUGUGUAGUGUGAAGAAAUUAGCAUACAAGGGGUAUAAGAGAGAGGAUUUAUUUAACUAAUGACUAAUCAGAUAUAGCACUAUGCUGGUUGUACAGUGCUGCAAGGUAUAGAAUUUACAUGAAUUUAGCCCUGGGUCACCUGACAUAAAUGUGAAGCUUUCUCACAGUGAUAAAGGAAAUUAUAAAAAUCCCCUUUGUGAUCUGAUAAAAGGAAGGCAUAUGGUGGAUAUGUAAUCUGUCCAUAAAUACUAACUUCUGUGUUUUUCCACAUUUUCAGAUAAAACCAGCCCCACAUAAAUUAUGGCUUAUUAUGCCAAAAACUAGUUAUGGUUGAGAUGUAACUAGUGUCUGCAAUAUUGCAAUUAACCACUAGCAAGCAGAUUUUUUUUCCAAAUGGAAGACAAAGAGAAAAUUAAACUUGAUUUAAAAAUAUACCUCCUUAGACAAUCCAUGAUGUCAAUUUACUUGCUGUUUCACAUACCACAUAAAGGUCACAUUUUACAGAUUUACAGUUUAUGCCUGUCUUUACCUGAAUGUGUUUGACCACUUAACUCUUGUAACAAAGUACUCAGGUACCUAAGACUCUGUUAUGCCAUCUGACACAUAAAGAUGCAAGUUUCUUUCUUUUGUCUACAUAGUCCUUAAAAAAAAAUAAUGGUACUGUCAGUAGAACAUGUUACUAAUGCUGUUCAUAGUACUAAUUUAUGCUACCUUAAAACCAUCUACAUAAUAUUGUUGGAAUUCUCAAAAUACUAGAUGAGAAACUUUAAUAUGUUGAUUUAUAACAAAGGUGAACUUGCAAGACUGAAACUUAAGGAGUAAUAUUUUGGCUUUGUCAACAUUAAUGACAUUUUUUCUUCUGAUGUUAGAUUAUGCACUUUGCAGGUUAGGUGUGGAGGAAUAUGGUGUUGCUGUGAAUAUGAUAAAUGUCGUGUUAAAAGAUUUAUUUUAGCUCAAGCACACUGUUUUGCUUUAUCUUGAUAGUAGUAACUUAUUGGGAAAAGUGUAUUGCUGAUAAUUAUAAUUAUUGUGAACUGGACUGAAGAUAAAUUACACACUUUGAACAUU